AUGGUAACGGUAUUUUAUGCUCCUCGCGUACUGCCCGUAGAGGCUAUAAAACUUGCUCCGGGGUAUGGCAAGAAGAUCGAGUCACUAGGAAGAAUGACGGCUAUGACGCAGGAGGAGAUGGUGGCCGGAGCCCGCACUGUGGCUGCCGGCCUCGAGGCCCUGCGGGCUGAGCACACGCAACUGCUCGCCGGCCUGGCCGCGAACACUGAUCAUGAACAUGAGAAGGCGGCUCUCGUGAGGAAGAGCAUUGAUGCUAUUGAGCUCGGAUUGGGGGAAGCACAGGUGAUGAUGGCCCUCGCCUCCCACCUGCAAUCGGUUGAGGCGGAGAAACAGAAGCUGCGCACCCAGGUGCGACGCCUUUGCCAGGAAAACGCCUGGUUGCGUGAUGAACUGGCUGCUGCCCAGCAGCGGCUCCAGGCAUCAGAACAGCGUGUUGCACAGCUGGAAGAGGAGAACAAACAUCUGGAGUUUAUGGCUUCUAUACGUAAAUACGAUAGCGACAUAACCGAGGAAAACGAUAAUCACCGCAGCGGACAGACUGACAACAAGCGGGAUGAUCCAAUGGUGGAUCUCUUCCCUGAUGAUGACCACGAGGAUAACAGGAAUAAUAAGUCGAUGUCUCCAACACCGCCAUCCCAAUUCGCGCAGCAGGUGAACGCGGGGUACGAGAUCCCUGCCCGUCUGCGGACAUUGCACAACUUGGUGAUCCAAUACGCGUCUCAGGGCAGAUACGAGGUGGCAGUGCCUUUGUGCAAACAGGCCCUGGAAGACCUGGAGAAGACCUCCGGACAUGAUCACCCAGAUGUCGCCACUAUGCUUAAUAUUUUGGCGCUGGUUUACAGGGAUCAAAGUAAAUACAAAGAAGCAGCAAAUCUUCUGAACGAUGCUCUCUCGAUCCGUGAGAAGACCCUCGGAGAAAACCAUCCAGCCGUUGCCGCUACGCUCAAUAAUCUGGCUGUUUUGUAUGGGAAAAGAGGCAAGUACCGUGAAGCCGAGCCAUUGUGCAAGCGUGCUUUAUGUAUCCGCGAGAAUGUAUUGGGUCGCGAUCACCCCGAUGUCGCCAAACAACUCAACAACUUGGCACUACUUUGUCAAAACCAGAACAAAUACGAAGAAGUGGAACAGUACUACCAGCGUGCAUUGGAAAUCUAUGAAGGCAGAUUGGGAGUUGACGAUCCCAACGUGGCUAAGACCAAGAAUAACCUCGCUUCUUGCUAUCUCAAACAGGGCAAAUACAAGGAAGCCGAAACUCUUUACAAACAAGUGUUGACUCGUGCCCACGAAAGGGAAUUCGGGACUAUUGAUGAUGACAACAAGCCGAUCUGGCAAGUGGCUGAAGAGCGAGAGGAAAACAAACAUUUGCAGAAGGAGAAUGCUCCGUAUGGAGAAUAUGGUGGAUGGCAUAAGGCUGCCAAGGUAGACUCUCCAACAGUAACCACCACAUUGAAGAACCUGGGCGCCCUCUACCGGCGUCAGGGCAAGUACGAGGCAGCUGAAACACUCGAAGACUGUGCUUUGCGUAGCCGAAAAGAGGCCUUGGACGUCAUGAAGCAGUCCCGAGGACGUGGACGAGCUCGCGACUCGCUCGAACAGAACGACGAAGAAAUUACGGUCGGUUGA
Messenger RNA from Pieris macdunnoughi, 1620 nucleotides. NCBI's taxonomy places the organism in Eukaryota, Metazoa, Arthropoda, Insecta, Lepidoptera, Pieridae. The record is from the annotation of a GenBank genome assembly.